This is a messenger RNA of Hyposmocoma kahamanoa, 1462 nucleotides long. It is a transcript of the gene Ada2b, whose product is annotated as transcriptional adapter 2B. Gene Ontology annotation, molecular function: zinc ion binding; chromatin binding; transcription coactivator activity. The record is from RefSeq and is a predicted model, not a curated record. Bases 60 to 1196 code for a protein of 378 amino acids. The transcript has 8 exons. Lineage: Eukaryota; Metazoa; Arthropoda; Insecta; Lepidoptera; Cosmopterigidae. Gene Ontology annotation, cellular component: nucleus; SAGA-type complex. Gene Ontology annotation, biological process: regulation of transcription by RNA polymerase II; chromatin remodeling.
GGUUUCCGUAAAAAAACUGCCAACGUACGACUACUUUUUAGUAGGUUUUAUUUCAAAUAAUGUCGUUUUCAGAUUUAUACGCUAAAUAUAAUUGUAAUUACUGUCAAGAGGAAAUAAACGGAAUUCGUGUGAGAUGUGCUGAGUGUAUAGAUUUUGAUAUUUGUUUGCAGUGUUUUUCUCUUGGUGCUGAAAUAGGCUCACAUAAAAAUGACCAUUCCUAUCAGUUUAUGGACUCGGGAGCAUUUGGCAUUUUCCUUGGCCGAAGUAGUUGGUCGGCGAAUGAAGAAGUUAGAUUAUUAGACGCAAUAGAACAAUUUGGAUUUGGCAAUUGGGAGGAUAUAGCUAAGCAUAUAGAGACUCGAUCACCCGAAGAGGCAAAGGAUGAGUAUAUUACAAGGUACCUUGAAGGCAGCAUUGGUCGAGCAACAUGGGGAAAUGUAGAGAGCACCUCUCGUCCAUCUCUCCACUGUGCGGACAGGGAUGAAGGGCCCCUGGGUCCUAGUGCGGUCUCUCGACUACCAUCACUUGCCGUUAGCUCUGAUGAGUCAGCUCAAUUGGGAUACAUGCCCAAUAGGGAUGAUUUUGAAAGGGAGCAUGAUCAUGAAGCUGAACAGUUGAUAUCUACACUAUCUCUUAAUCCAGAAGAUGAUGAAUUAGAUGUUGGUAAGUUUAAAAAUAUGUUUUCUCUGCACACAUAUCAAGAUUUUUCACUACAUAAUCAACAUUUUUUAUUCUGCAAUCAACUUCUCAAACUUGUAUUUAUGAAACACUGUUGUGGGAUAUUGAGACAACUGUGUCGUGUAGUUUUGGGUUUGAUCCCGUAUAACGAUUGUAUUCGCCAGGGCAGCAGUGGGUGCCUGGACACCAACCAGACAAAAGAGGCAAUGCAGACCAGCUCGCAGCAGCUAAGAAAAAGAGACGGAGAAAGCGCCUCAAGUUCCACCAGCCCAAGGUGCAUACGGGACGGAAGUACCGGAUGUGGAUGCUGCAGAAGGAGCUCAUGCAGCAGCGCCAGCGGAUGCUCGAAGCAUCUGCUCAACACUAACGAGAUACAGUUAUGCACGUCACUCAGUCUUGCGCCGGCGCAGUUCGUGACAAUGAAAGGUGUGCUACUGCGCCGGGCGCCCGCACCGGACUGCGACCUCGACCUCGCGCUGGCGCAUUACCUACGCCACGCCGGUUGGAUCCCCAACUAGCACCGCACCAGCCGCUUUUCCUCUGCAUGGGUGCUCAUACGUUGUAUUAAUUUCCGUGGUUUUGUCUCCACACUUGAUCAGGACGUUAAGGCAAGUUGAUCAGUGUUAAAUAAUUUAGUGAACUGUUAUUUAAUAGGACUAAGACAUAGUAGAGCGUACAGCGUAUCGUCAGCUAUAGCAUAGUGUAAUAAGAGAAGUGUAGCUUCAUACAAACGUAACAAGUGCGGCUUGUAUCUGCACGCCUGCCGCGCGCCUUGUACUGGCAU